GCGCACCUGCAAGUCAAUGCUAUAUAUAUACUGCUUCGUUCUUUGUCGCUCUCUUUAACAACGCGACCGCGAGGGCGGCGCAUCAUCAACGAACUGCUUGUGCCCUCCUGUUGUUACCUUUCGUCCUUCAAAGGAAGACAAGAAAGAAGGAGAAAACAAUGGACCCCAACAGCACUGAGGUCUCCCCCGCAGGGACCGGAGAUCACCACCGCUACGACAACGUGAAGUGGUACCACGCCGUCAACUCUCAGCAGCAACUCGUCGAGGCAGCGCAGGAGAUCACACGCCUGUUCUACGGUGAAGAUCCACCGUUGCGCAGCGGCCUCACGCCAAGCCCGUCGACGUCCUCAGCGAGCGGCGCGCCGGAAUUCGUGCGUGGGUCGUCGCCGUCUACUAAUUUUACUACCAAAUUUACACCGCUGUGUCGCGUCUUCGGCAUUGAGGCGGACGUGCAGUGGCACCCGGCCGUAGAGACCGCAGUGAUGCGGCAUGACUCGGUGGUGCUGCCCCCUGCUGAGGCAGCAGCACACGCCGCCGGCUCCCCGUCCUCCUCCCUUCGCGAGGGCAGCAGCGGCGAAGAUUUCUUCUCGCUGGAGGUGUUUCUGUACACGGUAGCGCAGGCGGUGCAAGGGUGGAAGUCGCGUGCCGCCGCCGCUGCCGCCACCGCCCCAUCAGGGCCGCUGCGCGUCAUCGUCAAGCUCGACUUUAAAGCUGUGAAAGCCGCGCAGCUCUUUCUGACGCAGGCGGAGGGGCACACCUGGGCCGGGUUGGAGGCCUUGUGUACGUCCUCCAUGUCCAACCGUAGCCGUCGACGCCCUUCGCUUCGGUCAUUCAUCUCCCCGCGAUUAGACUCGAGCACCAGCGGCUCCGUCACGGCAGCAGCAGCAGCAGCAAGUGCCACGCCAGCGCCUUCGUUUGGUGAUCUCGCGCUACCGCCCCCCGCGGUGCACGUGGAGUUGUGGUGGAACGCGGACGUCGUCGCGCAGCCCGGCGCGACCGUCGUAUCGACUUCCUUCGCGGCGGCGCCGGCCUGGGCGGUGCAGCAGCUGAUGGCCCGCACCGCCCAGGCACUGGGUCAUUGUCUCUCCUUCAGCUUCUCCCUUGGCUGGGUGCUGUGCCCGCGCACGGUGCCGGCGGAGGCGCUGGCGGUGGACGCUGCGUCGCACAACAACCGCCGCAGCACCCCCAGUGUGAACAUCUCGUACAGUGAAAAGGACGACGUCCCGACGAUGCAAGCCUUUUUGGAUGGACUGGCGCUGGCACUGGCAGGGGGGCUGGUGAGAGACGCCAUCGAGGAGGCGGCGACGCGACCCCAUCCGCACGAGCAGCACGGCGGCACGGCGCACCAGGUGGCACGGCCACCACCGGCGCUGACACCGGCGCACCUCUUCGCUGCGUGUGUGCGCUGCGUCACCUUCCCGAUGCUCUUUGAGUGUGUCUUUGCGGACUCCUACACGGAGCAGGAGAAGGCGCAGGCCUUCAGGGGGUCUGCCGUCGCAGCAGCGGCAGCAGCAGCACAACGCGACUCUCUGAGUGUCAUGCCUCUCGCCUCAGCGACGGCGGCGGCUUUGGCGGCUGCGGAGAGCCGUCGCGUCGCAUCGGCGGUGACCGCACACGCGCUGGAUCUCUUCUUCCGUCCACAUCGGGAGGGCGGCGUCAACGCAGAUCUUCGUGAGAGCACGCCAGGGUCCGGCUCAACUGCUGCUACGCCGGACUCGUGCUGCUUUCCCACGUUUUGGAAGGCGCUGCGCCCGCCCACGUCCGCUGCGGGGGAGUGGCAGGGAGAGGUCAACAAAGCAGCGCGUACGUACUUUCCUUACUGUACGAUUGACGGAUAAUGAAUAUAUGAAAGGGUGCGGUCUGUAACGGAGAUCAUCACCGGAGCUGCUUCAUCGCGUAUGGCCUACGGUGGCUACGAGAGCGCUUCUUCUCCUGCUGUUGCUCCUUUGUUAUUAGAGUUGUUUACUUAUAUAUAUGCGCUCGCGUAAUUGCGUUCGAUUUCCUCUCCUCCAUGCAAGCACGUGUGAGUGGAGGGGUGCAUGUGCCUCCGCGUCCUUCUCUCUGUGUGUGUCUCUCAGCAAUGUGAAACAAAACCAAGGCAACCCUUCCACUCCCCUGCCUCCUCCCCGAAUUGCACGUGCGAGGACCGAUGCGCGUGACAGCGCAAGUUGAAACUGUGCGCCCCUCGCCCCUCUCACUAUCAUCGCUGCUCAUCGCAACGGUGCGCUACACGUUUUAUUAUUCAUAUUUUUAUGGACCAAA
Messenger RNA from Leptomonas pyrrhocoris, 2262 nucleotides. RefSeq lists its product as hypothetical. Bases 159 to 1838 code for a protein of 559 amino acids. The transcript has a single exon. Lineage: Eukaryota; Euglenozoa; Kinetoplastea; Trypanosomatida; Trypanosomatidae. The record is from RefSeq and is a predicted model, not a curated record.